Molecule: messenger RNA, 4500 nt
Organism: Rubroshorea leprosula
Lineage: Eukaryota; Viridiplantae; Streptophyta; Magnoliopsida; Malvales; Dipterocarpaceae
Source: the annotation of a GenBank genome assembly
GUACCCCGGCUUCACCUGCACCAUGGUCGCCGUUCAUGGUUAGUAAGUGUUGCUUUUUGUUACUUGUUUUCUUUCAUUUCUCCUUUUUUGUCCAAUUCUUUCUUCCAUUUCUGUUUAAGCGAAUAAUAUCUUUGCCAUCUUUGUUCAUGGUUGAGAAUUUGAAGCAGAGAUGAGGGUUUCACUUUCAGAAUCUGAUGCCUAAAAGAGAUAUCAGGUGACAAUGGAGGAUGACCGGAGUUGGAUGUACCAUCCAUCAGAUACUAAGAGGAAGAAAUACGUUACAGAGGAAUUUAAAGUGGGUGUAGAAAAAUUCUUAGAUUUUGCAUGCUCCCAAGGCCUACAGUUUUGCAGCAGUAAGGGUGCGAUUAGGUGCCCAUGUGUCAAAUGCACUAAUAGGCACUGGGAUUGGGAAACCCGUGACAAUGUCAGAUCUCAUCUUCUGAAAAAUGGAUUCGUAACUGGAUACAUUGAUUGGUAUUUACAUGGCCAAACCUUUGGCGAAACCUUUAGAAAAAGGGCAUGUCCAUGGGGGGAUGCUUCAAGUUCUGUUGGAGUUAAAAAUAAACCUGAGGCGCCGAAAAAUGCCACACCUGAGGCACUGAAAAAUGCCAUCCCUGAGGCACCAAAAAUAGCCAUACCUGAGCCACCAAAAAAAGCCAUACCUGAGCUACCAAAAAUGGUCCUACUUGAGCCACCAAAAAUGACCCUACCUGAGCCUCCAAAAAAAGCCAAGGUGGUUGAGGUGGGUCCAUAUCAAGUGACUAGAAUGAGAGACAAAACCAUCAAAUUUGGUCCAAACAAUAAAGGGACAGGUGAAGCAGUGCCCAUCAUUGAGGAGCCAAGCAGUGAAGUAAGAGAUGAAACUGAGGCACCACAAGAGCCGAACAGUGAAGCCAGAGAUGAACCUGAGCCCCCACAAAAAGUCAUUGUGGUUGGUGCAGUGGGUUUAUAUCAAAAGACCAGAAUGAGAGGCAAGACCAUCGAAUCUGGUCCAGGCAAUAAGGGGACAGCUGAAGUAGAGCCCAUUAUCGAGGAGCCAAACAAUGAAGCAAGAGACUUUUACUCAAAUUUGCGAGCUGUUGAAACCCCUCUUUAUGAUGGAUGCAAGGAUGAUACACUAUUGACAUGGUUGGCAGAUUCCCUCAAUGGAAAGGUAAUUCAUAACAUGAGUGUGUCCUGUUGGAACUACUUUUUAUCGUGCAGUAGAAGGCUAUUAAGUCCAGAAGUUCAAGAUAAGUUUCCUAAGGACUACUCCAGUACAAAGAAAAUGUUGAAGAAGCUAGGACUGGGUUUCAAGAGGUUUGAUGUCUGUGUUAACAACUGCGUUCUCUAUUAUAAGGAGAAUAGAAAUCUGACCGUGUGCCCUGUUUGUGACGAACCUCGGUAUAAGAAGAAAAACUCCAAGGAUAAGGAUAUACCUCAAAAGUCAAUGUGGUACCUUCCACUUACGCCGAGACUUCAGAGGCUAUACAUGUCAAGGAAAACAGCGGAGCACAUGACAUGGCAUUUGAAGUGUCAACAGGGUUCUGAAAAAAUUGUUCACCCUGCAGGUGGUGAGGCCUGGAAGCACUUUGACCUCACUCACCCCAAUUUUGCCAUGGAACCUCGUAAUGUGAGGCUUGGGUUGUGCAUGGAUAGAUUCAAUCCUUUCUGUGGCCCCCCAGUACCUUAUUCAUGUUGGCCAGUUUUUGCUACAGUGUACAACCUACCACCUUCAAUGUGCAUGAGUCAAGAGCACAUCUUCCUAACUCUUAUCAUUCCAGGGCCAAAGAGUCCUGAAGAAAGCAUUGAUGUCUUACUCCAGCCAUUAAUUGAUGAGUUGAAAGAGUUAUGGUCUUUUGGGGUGCAAACUUAUGACAAUUUUAGGCAACAAAACUUUCAAAUGAGGGCAACACUAUUAUGGACAAUCAGUGAUUUUCGUGCAUAUGAUAUGUUGUCCGGAUGGAGUAUGCAUGGAGUAUGCAUGGAAGGUUGGCCUGCCCAUAUUGCAUGGAGUAUACUAAAUCUUUCCAACUCAAGCACGAUGAAAAACAAAGUUGAGAAUGACCCACCACCGCAUAGAUUGUCAGGUUCUGAGACGUUAAGGAGGGUUGAGCAACUCCCCAAUAUCCAAUUUGGACGGCCAAAGCAUAAGCAGAAUGUAGAUGGAUUCGGUCAAUCACAUAACUGGAUAAAAAAGAGCAUAUUUUGGGAGCUUCCUUAUUGGCACACAAAUCUCAUCCGUCACAACUUAGAUGUAAUGUAUUGUGAGAGGAACUUUUGGGAUAAUAUACAAAAUACAACGAUGGAUAAUCCCACAAGGACCGAGGACAAUGCAAAAGCAAGGAUGGACUUGGCUUUGUAUUGUAGGCGUCCCCAAUUGCAUUUGCAAGAGGUUGAAGGAAAGCUUAUGAAGCCCAAAGCUAUUUAUGUUCUAAGUAAGGAGCAAAGGAAAGACAUCUGCGAGUGGCUAAAGGAAUUGAGGUUUCCUGACGGAUACAGCUCAAACAUAUCCCAAUGUGUUAAGUUGACAGAUUGCAAGUUGGUUGGGAUGAAAACUCUUGACUGUCAUGUGUUCAUGCAAAGACUCUUACUAAUUGCAUUUCGUGAUUUAUUACCAGACAUGGUUUGGGAUGCAUUGACUGAGGUCAGUAACUUCUUUCGAAUCAUAUGUGCUCCUACACCCUACAGCGGUGAUUUGGAGACACUUGAAGCUAAGAUUGUGGAGACAAUUUGCAAGCUUGAAAUGAUCUUUCCUCCAAGAUUCUUUGAUUCCACCGUGCACUUAGCAAUUCACUUGCCUUAUGAAGCUAAAGUUGGAGGACCUAUCCAAUUCCUUGUUCAGGUCAACCACUUGGGUCAGAACAAAACUCUCGUUCACUGUCUGAGAAAGAGUACAAGGCAGCUGAACUUUUAUGUUUUACUCAACUGUGUUGAAGUUGCAGGCUUUUUAGAUUUGUUUGAUGAAGAAAUUGGCCAGAACCUAAGCCCGGAGCAACUACAGGAAAAACGUAUUAAGGAGUUUGUUGGGUGGUUUAGAUCAGUGGUUUUUAGUGGGUUAUAUGAGGUUGAUGAGCACAUCAGGAACUUGGCCAGUGGCCCAACAUGGUGUGUGAAGACCUAUAAAGGAUACAUUGUCAAUGGUUUCAAAUUCCACACAGAGGAGUGCGGACAAGGCAAGGGAAUGAUGAACAGUGGUGCUUGUGUCAACAUAACUACUUUUAAGGGUUAUGAGCAAGUCUUUUAUGGGAUGUUACAAGAAGUGAUUGAGCUUGAGUACCGUGGUGGUGGGCAGCAUAAUACCAUAGUUCUAUUUAAGUGCGAUUGGUAUGAUAUUAGGAGAGGAGUUAGGGUGCAUCCAAAACACCACUUGGUGGAUAUUGACCCUAACUCAAUAGUCAAAACUAAUGAGCCUUUUGUGUUGGCUAGUCAGGCUCAACAAGUAUGUUACACUCUUUAUCCAUCAAAGCAAGGUGAGAGAAAAGGUUGGUGGGUUGCAUGCAACGUCAAAGCCGGAAACAUUAAUGACUUGUCCUCCAUUCCUGAGGAUGGUGUCCCAGAAGCUCAAGGUUUUUAUCAGGAUGAUGAUCCUCCCAUGCCACAGCCAAUUCAAUUGACCCUUGACUUGACAUCCUAUGAGCCACUACAGUUAUCAGAUGGAGGACUGCAAGAAGUUGAUGCUGAUGACGUUGAUGGAACAGAGACAUCAGAAGCCAUUGUGGAGGAAGCAGAGGAUGAUCUUGACGGAGAGGAGAUAUCAGAAGAAGAUGAGGAUGAAUAUGAGCCCGACAGUGAUUAGUCUACGAUAAUAAGUUGUAGGUGAUAUUGUGGAACUCAUUUAAUAUCCUUAUAUUAGUAUUGUUGUUCUUCUGUUCAGACUAAUGUUGUACAUAUGUGAAUUUUACGUGUUGUAUAUAUUCUUGGUUUAGUAACUUGUUUGCUGAUUAGUUUGAAGCCUCAUAUUUGAAUUGCACUGUCUGAUAAAUUUUUGGAAGGAAAAAACUUUUGUCCAGACAUUAGUAAGCUCCAUAAGUAACAACAAUGGGUAGGAGACCUACUUACUGGCUCAAUCCUGUAUGAAAAUGGUAUGGUGCUGCACUCUUGCUCUGUUCUGGGUUAGAUCUGGCAAAUUCUUGGUUUAUUUUGUUUGCUUGUUUUUUCUAAUCUUAAGCAAUUUUUCUGAUUUCUUUUACUUGGCUUUUGUUGGUAAAGAUGAUGAUUGUCUGUGGGAUUUUCAUCAUGAUUACGAUCUUCAUCUUCUUCCGCGAAUAACCCAACACUUGUUUGUGUUGGGGCAGCUCAGACACAAAAUUUCUCCCCAGUUAUCCUCUGAUUCUAAGUCAUUUUUCCAUUCCGUUCCCUCUGUCAAUCUUUGUCCCUUUUCCUUCUUCCUAACAGAGGUAUGUCAAUUAGGACUUAAUUUUAGGUUACAACAAUUCAACAAUCAGAUUGACUGAAUUUUAUCUGAGUUUUUAGUUUCUUUAAGGUUGACAUGGUGUUGAAUACAUAAAUUUUAACUGC